Molecule: messenger RNA, 3669 nt
Organism: Carcharodon carcharias (great white shark)
Lineage: Eukaryota; Metazoa; Chordata; Chondrichthyes; Lamniformes; Lamnidae
Product: dipeptidyl peptidase 8-like
Exons: 20
Coding region: 133-2772 (879 amino acids)
Biological process (GO): proteolysis
Molecular function (GO): serine-type peptidase activity; dipeptidyl-peptidase activity
Source: RefSeq, a predicted model, not a curated record
CCACCGAGCCACGGGCGUCCGUCCUGCCCCCGGCCUCGUCUAUCGUUGGCAGCGGAAGUGGAAGUGGAGGGAAAGCGGAAGUGUAUAAAGAGCCAGGAAGAGAGUGAGGGAGUUGGUGUGGGAGGAGAGGUGAUGGCUGCAGCAAUGGAAACUGAGCAACCUAACAUUGAGGUCUUUGAAACAGCCUCUGCAAGUGCUGCCGUGGACAUUGAAGAGGCAGAAGAACUUGAGCCAUACUAUGUGGCGAGGUACUCCUGGAGUCGCUUACGGAAGUUAAUCACUGACAGCAGGAAACUGCAUGGGCACAUGAUGGCAAAACCUCCUCAUGAUUUUUAUUUUGUAAAGAAAAAUGAUCCUGAAGGGCCUCAUUCAGAUAGGGUCUAUUAUCUAGCAAUGUCAAAUGAAAACCGGGAAAAUAGAUUGUUCUACUCAGAAAUUCCCCAUAAGAUAAACAAAGAUGCUGUCCUGCUGCUCUCGUGGAAACCUCUGUUGGACUAUUUUCAGUCCGUUCCUGACUAUGGAAUUUACUGUCGUGAAGAAGAGCUGUUGCGGGAAAGGAAAAGAAUCGGAACGAUUGGAAUUGCGUCGUAUGAUUUCCACAAAGAAAGUGGAAUGUUUCUGUUCCAGGCGAGCAACAACAUCUACUUUACAGUGGACGGUGGUAACACGGGUUUCACUAAAGAGCCAUUAAACCCUUCACCAGUAAAAACCAGCUGUUCCAACAUCAGGAUGGAUCCCAAAAUUUGCCCUGCCGAUUCAUCUUGGAUUUCAUUCAUCCACAGCAAUGAUUUGUGGAUUUCUAACAUUGAAACAGGCGAAGAAAAGCGACUAACUUUUGCGCAUAAAGGUUUGCCCAACUUAGAAGAUGACCCCAAAUCUGCGGGAAUCUCUAGCUUUGUACUCCAGGAAGAGUUUGACCGGUACACAGGGUAUUGGUGGUGUCCUUUGGCUGAAGACACUCCAGACGGAGGAAGGAUUUUCAGGAUACUUUAUGAAGAGAAUGAUGAAUCGAAUGUUGAGAUCAUCCAUGUGACUUCACCCAUGCUUGAAACACGAAGGUGUGAUUCAUACAGGUACCCACGAACAGGGACUCUAAAUCCAAAGAUAACCUUCAAGAUGUCCGAAGUAACAAUAAAUGCUAAUGGAAGGAUUGCGAGUGUCGUUGACAAGGAGUUGGUCCAGCCAUUUGAGGUUAUUUUUAAUGGAACAGAGUACAUUGCACGGGUUGGAUGGACCCGAGAAGGAAAAUAUGCAUGGGCCAUCCUGUUGGAUCGACCCCAGACAAGGCUCCAGAUCGUUCUGAUUCCUCCUGCUUUGUUUAUCCCAGUGGUGGAUGAUCCAGUGGAACGCCAGAAACUCGUGGAAUCUGUGCCUGAUAGUGUAACACCAUUGAUCAUAUAUGAGGAAACAACAGACAUCUGGAUAAAUGUGCAUGAUAUACUUCACAUAUUUCCUCAAGUCUCGGAUGAGAUUCAGUUUAUUUUUGCCUCUGAAUGUAAGACUGGUUUUCGACACCUUUACAAAAUUACAACAGUCUUGGAGGAGUGCAAGUAUAAACGGUCCAGUGGGGGCUACCCCUCUCCAGAUGACUUUAAAUGCCCAAUUAAAGAAGAAUUGCCUUUGACCAGUGGAGACUGGGAAGUGCUCGGGAGACAUGGUUCCACGAUAUGGGUCAAUGAAGCUACUCACCUGGUGUAUUUUCAAGGUACUAAAGACACACCUUUGGAGCACCACCUCUAUGUAGUGAACUACGAAAGUCCCAGGGAGAUUGUACGACUGACGCAGUUAGGCUACUCUCAUAACUGUUUUGUUAGUCAGAACUUUGAUAUGUUUGUCAGCAAGUACAGCAACCAGGACCAUCCACACUGUGUACACAUCUUCCGACUGACUGGAUCAGAAGAAGCCCCUCUUCACAAGCAGAGAGAAUUCUGGGCCACAAUGUUAGAGUCUCCAGGUUGCCCUCCAGAUUACAUUCCUCCAGAGAUGUUCAGUUUUCACAGCAAGUCCGGGUAUAUGUUGUAUGGAAUGAUGUUCAAACCACAUAAUCUACAGCCUAGAAAAAAAUACCCCACCCUGCUUUACACAUAUGGUGGCCCUCAGGUGCAGUUAGUAAACAAUCGCUUUAAGGGAGUUAAAUACCUGCGCUUGAACACGCUGGCAGAGCUUGGUUAUGUUGUGGUUGUCAUAGAUUCAAGGGGAUCCUGCCACAGAGGCCUUAAAUUUGAAGGUGCCUUGAAAUACAAGAUGGGUCAGGUAGAAAUUGAAGACCAGGUGGAAGGGCUACAGUAUUUGGCUGCCAAGUACAGCUUUGUUGACAUGGAACGUGUUGCAAUUCAUGGCUGGUCAUACGGAGGUUAUCUGUCCCUCAUGGGUCUAGUGAGGAGACCAGAAAUAUUUAAGGUAGCAAUAGCUGGAGCCCCUGUAACACUGUGGAUCUUCUAUGAUACCGGAUACACGGAACGCUACAUGGGUCUCCCAGAUAAAAAUGAGAGUGGCUACGAUAUUGGAUCAGCAGCAAUGCAAGUUGACCGAUUUCCUCUUGAUCCCAACCGUCUGCUGCUCUUACAUGGGUUCCUUGAUGAAAAUGUUCACUUUUCUCAUACUACUGUACUGCUUAGCUUCCUCGUCCGAUCAGGGAGACCGUACGACUUGCAGGUGUAUCCCCAGGAGCGUCACAGUAUUCGUGUUCCAGAGUCUGGUGAACAUUAUGAACUGUAUCUACUGUACUAUCUUCAGGAGAACCUGGCUUCCCAGAUUGCUGCCAUGAAGUAGAAGAUAUUGUGUUAUUUUAAAGACUUCCCAUCUCAGCCAACAAAUCAGCACGAUAGAUGGCAGAUGAGAGACACUGCUGCCAUACCCUACUAAUAGUGACUUGCUCUUCCCCCAUAAGUCACUACUAGUAAUUAUCUUUUCUUCAUUAGUAAUAACCUCUCUGUUCUUUAUCAUACAAAUAGCAGUGACAGCUCUGAUUCAAUUUCAGUAAUAGCAACAAUUGCCCUCAUCUCACUUAUCCAAUAGCAUCCCUUUCUCCAUUGCUCACCACCAAUACAUCUGUAUCUCACGGCCAGUACUCCCCAGCACCAUUCCCCCAGUGGCAACACUUAGGUCUCUUUCCCAACCCCCCCCUCCAAAUUAUAAUGCACCACCCAUAAUCUCACUAAUAGUGCCUGACAAUCAUUUUCUGCUGUUUGUACUGAGAAUGUAAAAUAAGACCCAUGAUUACGGAAGCUUCACUUUCCAAGAGCAUGUUACGGGCAUUAAGGAUGAUUUUUUUCUGAAGAAUGUGUCAAUGUCAGUAAAUCUUGAAAAAUGUAGUAAUUUUCCUCCAAUUCUAUGUUGCUUGCUCUUUGAUUCACCGCAGCUACCGAGAACUCAACGUCUUACUGAAUCCUUUCCCUAUGAGUUGAUCAGAUUAGUGAGACUUACCCAUUUGCUUUUGGCUGCCAGCCUUACAGUUCUGCUUUCCAUCACCACAGCAUCUGCUCCCAGCCUUGCCAGUGCUGUUGUUCAUUUGCUUAGUUACCAUAAAAUGGCAAUUACUGUAUUUGCACGGAUUGUAGAGUAAGUGGAGAUGAUUGUGAAACAUUUUUGAGCACUUUAUGUAACAGUAAUGUUUUGAUUAAUGUCUUAAACGGUAUCAUUUUUAUUACUUAAAAAAACUGCACCUGG